ACAACUAAUCCUCUUUUUUCCACUCUCUCUCCCCCGUCUUUUUGACUUCCCCCCUUCCAAAAGGCGAAUUUUAUCUCCGGCAAUGGUGGUCUUGUUCUCGGUUUUCCUUGUGUAGAAUAAGCGCUAGCCUGCGUGAUCGCUGUUUGGAAGUCGGGGUAGUUUUCCGGCGGAGAGCAGAGGAGGAGACGGCGGCGGAGAUGGUGCAGACGGCGGUGGAGUUUCUGGUGCCGUCGUUGUGGGAGAUUGAGGUUGCGGUGGCCGUUUCAGCGCUUGCGAUCACCGCGUAUUGUUUAUUCGCCUACAGAGACGGAGAUGACGUAGCCGGCGGUGAGGGUUUUGGUCGGUCUCACCUCUUGGAGAAUUCUAAUUCCGGAGACGCCAUAUUUGAUAAAGAUAAGAUGGGCCACUUGAGAGGAGCCGCUCAAACAAUUGCUGCAAACAUAAUCAAGGUGGAACUGCUGGCAGCUAAGAAUCUUAUCGGCGCAAGUUUAAAUGGAACAUCAGAUCCCUAUGCUAUUAUAACUUGUGGUUCAGAAAAGCGAUUCAGUUCUAUGGUCCCUGGUUCAAGAAAUCCCGUGUGGGGUGAGGAGUUCAAUUUACCUGCGGAUGAACUUCCUGCUAAGAUUAAUGUAACAAUUCAUGAUUGGGAUAUAAUUUGGAAGAGUACUGUCCUCGGUUCAGUAACUAUUCCUGUGGAACACGAAGGGCAGACAGGUCCAGUUUGGCACUCAUUGGAUAGUGUAUCUGGCCAGGUGUGCCUUAACAUUCGUACAAGCAAACCACCCCUGAAUGCUCCUAGUAGGAUCAUGCCUGGAUUUGCUGGAGCCAAUUUUAGAAGAAGGGUUUCUUUGGAUGAGCAAGGGCCAACAGUUGUACAUCAAAAGGCAGGGCCUUUGCAGACAAUAUUUGAUCUUCUCCCAGAUGAGGUUGUCAAGCACAGUUAUUCAUGUGCCCUUGAGAGGUCGUUUUUGUAUCAUGGCCGUAUGUAUAUCUCUGCAUGGCACAUAUGUUUCCACUCUAAUGUUUUCUCUAAGCAAAUGAAGGUAGCUAUACCCCUUGGAGAUAUCGAUGAGAUUCGUAGAAGUCAACAUGCUUUCAUAAACCCGGCUGUAACGAUCAUUUUACGGAUGGGUGCUGGUGGACAUGGUGUUCCUCCUCUCGGGGGUCCUGAUGGUAGAGUGAGGUAUAAAUUUGCAUCAUUUUGGAACAGGAAUCAUGCUUUAAAAGCAUUGCAGCGUGCAGUAAAAAACUACCGUGCAAUGUUAGAAGCAGAAAAGGAAAGAGCAGAGUCCACUUUACGUGCCCAUAGUAGCUCGGUGAAAUAUGAUCAAGGAGAAACAAAAGCUCCUGAAGAUAGUGUAGCUGUUCCUGAAAAGUAUCAGUCUUUCAUCAAGGAGGAAGUUCUUGUCAACAUCUACAAUAAUGUUUUCCCUUACACUGCCGAGCAAUUCAUGAACAUCUUGUUGUCUGAUAAUUCCACUUACACUAAUGAGUAUCGGUCUGCACGAAAGGAUAAAAACAUUAAUAUAGAACUGUGGCAUCCUGCUGAAGAAUAUGAAGGGAAAGUGAGAGAGAUUAAGUUCAGAUCCAUUUGUAAUAGUCCUAUGUGUCCUCCAGACACUGCAGUGACGGAAUGUCAGCAUGUUGUUCUAUCACCAAACAGGAACGCACUUGUUUUCGAAAUGGUGCAACAGCCGCACGACGUUCCUUUCGGUUCUUGUUUUGAGGUUCACUGUCGGUGGCGACUGGAAACUAGAGACGAUAAUUCUUCUUCUAUAGAUAUAAGAGUGGGUGUACAUUUCAAGAAAUGGUGCUUGAUGCAAUCCAAGAUCAAAUCCGGGGCCAUUGAUGAGUACAAGAAAGAGAUGAAUGUGAUGUUAGAAGUAGCCUCCUCGUACCUCAAGUCAUCAUACUCUUCUUCGAGCCCCGAAGCCAAGUCAUCUUCUUCAUCUCCUACACGAGACCACAGCAGCUAAACCCAAAACACUUGAAAAGCUUUCUUGAUUUUUUCCUCCUCCUCUAUUGCCAUUACAUCAAAUAGCUUUUGUUGGUUUACAUGUACUAAAGGCUAACAUCACGAUAUUACCUUUGCCAGUUUCCAAUGGCGGAAACAGAGCAAAGAACAAAGAAAAUGAAGAAACAGUUCUUUUGGGUUUUGUCA
This is a messenger RNA of Tarenaya hassleriana, 2161 nucleotides long. RefSeq names its product BAG-associated GRAM protein 1-like. The coding region runs from base 198 to 1976 and encodes 592 amino acids. The transcript has 19 exons. Lineage: Eukaryota; Viridiplantae; Streptophyta; Magnoliopsida; Brassicales; Cleomaceae. The record is from RefSeq and is a predicted model, not a curated record.